Molecule: messenger RNA, 1284 nt
Organism: Oncorhynchus keta (chum salmon)
Lineage: Eukaryota; Metazoa; Chordata; Actinopteri; Salmoniformes; Salmonidae
Product: SAP domain-containing ribonucleoprotein-like
Exons: 10
Coding region: 133-666 (177 amino acids)
Biological process (GO): poly(A)+ mRNA export from nucleus
Cellular component (GO): nucleus
Source: RefSeq, a predicted model, not a curated record
AGCAUUUAUACCGUUUCACACGAGCGUAGACAAGCCUCGUGCAGCCAAUCAUCGGUCGUUUUGUUACGCCUUUCAGCAAAGCGCACUACCGCAUUGGAUAUUUUGUUUCCGCUCUUACCCGAUACAAACAAGAUGGCCGACGUUGUUGAAAUCCAUAAAUUGAAGUUGGCUGAGCUCAAGCAGGAAUGUGCUGUGAGGGGAUUGGAGGUGAAAGGAAACAAAGGUGACCUUAUUGGACGGUUGCAGGCAUACCUUGAGGAGCAUGAAGAUGAGGUGAAUGAAGAGGAGGUCUUGGGAGAGUUAGAGGACGAGCCUAAAGAGGAGGAAAUCAAUGAAAGACCUGCAGAAGAGGCAGCAGGAGAGACAGCUGUGCCUGAAAAGGAUGCUGAGAAGAAAGUUGUGAAAAUCACUGCCCCAGCAGCUGCAGGGGAGAAGCUGCAAAAGAGGGCGGAGCGUUUCAACCUGCCUGCCACUGCUGAUAGUAAGAAAGAGGCCCGCGCUGCCAGGUUCGGUUUACCAGCUCCAACGUCGGCUUCCACACCAGGUGCACCAGUUGCGAAUAGCAAACCAACUGUCAGCGUUGAGGUCCUGAAGAAGCGGGCAGAGCGCUUUGGCAUGAAUGUCUCCCCUGUUGCCAAAACGCGGAAGCCUGAAACGAGUUUCUAAAGACGGUUGACAUCAAGUGGAAGCCGAAGGAAGUGCAUCUUGACCCCAUAGACACUGUGUAUUCGGUAGGCCACGCCUUGGAAAACUACAAACCUCAGAUUUCACACUUCCUGGUUGGAUUUUUCUCAGGUUUUCGCCUGCCAUAUGAGUUCUGUUAUACUCACAGACAUAAUUCAAACAGUUUUAGAAACUUCAGAGUGUUUUCUAUCCAAUACUAAUAAUAAUAUGCAUAUAUUAGCAUCUGGGACAGAGUAGGAGGCAGUUCACUCUGGGCACCCUAUUCAUCCAAAAGUGAAAAUGCUGCCCCCUAUCCCAAAAAGGUUAAUGUGAUUGGAUGUUAAUUAUUUGACUAGGCUACCUGUAUUUGACAUUUUGUUAUUUCGCUGAACACUAGAUGGUUUAAUUUUAUUUUUGGCAGUGAAACGAGGCUACUCAGGCAUUUAAAAAAAUUAACUCACCCAAAUAUGUAUAGCCCCGUUGGACGGGUUUGAAAAUGUGAAGAUUUUUUUUUUUUUCAGAAACAAUAUUUAUUUUAUUUUAAAUGAGAAUCACGUUUUUAUUUGGCUUAUCCCUUGGGGUAAAAAAAAACAAUCUGCAAUAAAUACAUUUUGCACUUUA